Messenger RNA from Rotaria sp. Silwood1, 1482 nucleotides. NCBI's taxonomy places the organism in Eukaryota, Metazoa, Rotifera, Eurotatoria, Philodinida, Philodinidae. The record is from the annotation of a GenBank genome assembly.
AUGCAAGUUUUCAUUAAAGAACCAUCCAAACAUUCACAUGCACCUGAUCCAGAUCGACUUCACAUAAUUCGACUUAAAAAUGAGAUUAAACUUCGUGGUACAUCAUCAGAUGAAGCACCAAGUACAAUCUUAUUUGAUGUAUUACGUUCAACACCAUUGACAGCAGCACCUGGUUUACCUACGAAUGAUGCAUUAUUGCAAACAAUUCGUCGUGAACGACCAGCUAUACAACUUGAUCAUCAUGGUCGUUUACCUCUAAUAUUACGACAAACUGAUCGCGGUGAAAGCUUCAUCUUGUAUGAAGAUGAUUCUAUGGUUAUAUUUACAUGUGAUAAAAAUCUUUCGGUAUUAAAGGAAUGUAAACAUUGGUUCAUGGACGGAACCUUCAGUAUUUGUCCCAACAGUUAUUAUCAAUUAUUUACUAUUCAUGGAAUGUAUUCACUUCAAAUUAUUCCUCUUGUAUAUGUUUUACUUAUUGGAAAAAAUACUAAUGAUUAUAAUAGUCUUUUUGAACAGCUCUUAUUGCACUAUGAUUAUGAACCCGAGUCUGUUUUAGUUGAUUUUGAGAGUGCUACUCUUAAAUCAACCAAGACAAUGUUUCCCGAAGCUAUUCAGAUAGGUUGUCUAUUUCACUUUGGACAGUGCUUGUGGCGAGAAGUACAAUCAUUAGGUUUACAAAAUAAAUACACGAAUGAUGAUAAAUUUCGUAUAAACGUAAAAAAACUAAUGGGACUUGCAUUUGUACCUGUUGGUGAUGUACUUAAAGCUUAUGCAUCUUUAGUUAAUGAUUUUGAUGAUGAAGAUUAUCUUUUACUUGAUUAUUUUGAACGAGUAUGGGUUGGUCAAAAGAAGGGAAGAGGUAGCCGACGUGGUAAACCAAGAUUUAGUUUACAAUUAUGGAAUAUUUAUGAUCGAGUUAUACAAGACUUGCCAAGAUCUAAUAAUGCCAUAGAGGGUUGGCAUCAUGCAUUCAAUAAUCGUGUAUCAAUCAAACAUCCUUCUAUAACUAAACUUGCAAAAUGUAUACUACGUGAACAAGCUAGAUUUGAAAUAGAUAUUGAACGACUUCGUGCAGGUGAACUACCAAAGAAAAAAAAAAGAGUUUAUGUUGAUCUUGAUGCACGAUUGAAAAGAGUCGCACUGUCUUAUGAUGUCAAUAAUAUCGAGGAAUAUUUAACUAGAAUUGCUAUGAACUUGAAAAUAUGGACUUGAAUUUACUUUAAUAAAAUUUUUUAAAUAUUAUUGUAAUGUAAAUUGAUAGAUACUGUAUGGGACGAAAUGUAAAGGGACGAAAUAAAUUUGGGACGAUUAGUAAGGGGAUAAAAUGAAAUUGGGGCAAAAUGUAAAGGGACUAGUUGUAAAGGGACAAAAUGUAAAGGGACUAGUUGUAAAGGGACAAAAUGUAAAUGGGACGAAUUGUAAAUGGGACGAAUAAUAAGGGGCCGAAUUGUAAAGGGACGAAAUGUAAUUGGGACGAGUUGU